GAGGAGCUUUUAUUGAGAUAGAUUUUUGAAUCGUCAAGUUGUCUAAAGUUUCCAUCGUAGGAAACAAAUACAAUGAAAGAAAGCUUCCAAAGCUCUUAGCCGUAGACCCAAAUCAAGCGGCUCAACAACUAUAACACCACCACCACCCUUGCAUUCUACAUAUUUAUCUCGAAUCACCCCCCAUUGAUUCAAAAUUUCCCCAUCUCAAAUCCUCCGUCAAUAGGGACCUUCAGAGAGUAUUGGGAACACAGAACAAACCCUUUUUCUCUAUUUCAUUUUUGUUGCUGAUUGAUUCAAGAAGAAGAUUGCUAAACCUCUGCAGGUUGGGGAGUUUCUUGGCUUCUUCUAAUGGGUGUCUGCUUAAGUACUAGAAUCAAAGCUGAAAACUCAUUUAAUACAGGGGUGAAUUCUAAUGCUGUGAGUACUGAUGGGAAUGAUAUUGGUAGUACAAAUAGCAAGAUCACUUUGUCCUCAAUGCCACCAACUCCACGAACUGAAGGCGAAAUCUUGCAGUCCUCCAAUUUGAAGAGCUUCAGCUUCACAGAGCUUAAAGCAGCCACCAGGAACUUUCGUCCAGAUAGUGUUGUAGGAGAAGGUGGCUUCGGUUCUGUUUUCAAGGGCUGGAUUGAUGAGCAUUCUUUUGCUGCAGCCAAACCCGGCACCGGAAUGGUUAUUGCAGUCAAAAGGCUCAACCAAGAUGGUUUUCAAGGGCACAGAGAGUGGUUGGCUGAAGUGAAUUUUCUAGGUCAACUUUCUCACUGUCACCUUGUGAGGUUGGUUGGAUAUUGCUUGGAGGAUGAACAUCGUUUGCUAGUUUACGAAUUCAUGCCUCGAGGGAGCUUGGAAAAUCAUUUGUUUCGAAGGGGAUCCUAUUUCCAACCUCUUUCUUGGAGCCUACGUUUGAAGGUUGCACUUGGUGCUGCAAAGGGGCUAGCCUUUCUCCACAGUGAUGAAAGAAAAGUGAUCUACCGUGACUUCAAGACCUCGAAUAUCCUUCUUGACUCUAAAUACAAUGCCAAACUUUCAGAUUUCGGGUUAGCUAAAGACGGGCCAACCGGUGAUAAAAGCCACGUCUCGACCAGGGUGAUGGGGACUUAUGGCUAUGCAGCCCCGGAGUAUCUGGCUACAGGUCAUCUAACUACUUGGAGUGAUGUGUAUAGCUUUGGAGUUGUCCUACUAGAAAUAUUAUGUGGAAGAAGAGCAAUCGACAAGAAUCGACCAGCUAGGGAACACAAUCUUGUGGAAUGGGCAAAACCUUACCUUGCAAACAAACGUAAGAUUUUUCGAAUCAUCGACAGUCGUCUUGAGGGCCAAUAUUCAUUGGAUGGAGCCUACAAGGCAUCUAUGCUCGCGCUAAGAUGCCUAUCUAUUCAACCCAAACUCAGACCAACCAUGAAUGAUGUUGUAAAAGAGCUGGAGCAACUACAAGAUUCCGCAUACCCUACUAGCAACAGGAACUCAACCAAUAACCGUCGAGCUCGAAGGCACAGUGCUGAUGAUGCCCGUAAUCCCAAUAGCACUCAAGCUUACCCCCGGCCUUCAGUUUCAGCUCUCUAUGCAUAAGAUUGUGAUCAGGCAACUAGAAUUAGAUGGUUUGCAACAAAACUGAGGAACUUAGCAGAUGCAUUCCAAUGUACAGAAACUGUACAGUUUUCGUCGUCAUCCCUCUGUGGUGAUUCUCGGGUUGGUUCGUACACAAGUAAUGGUUUGUUUUGAAUUCUUUGAUUACUAAUGUAUGAUUUCUCUGAUAAUUACCUACGAAUCUAAAUCGAUAACUGAAGUUCCAUCUUGUCGCUUUCGUUGCUGCUGAAGUCGAGAUGGGGAAGCAUAUACAUCAAGAUUUUACUUGCUGAUUCAAUUUUUAUUCUGUAAAGAAGUUGCACGGUCGAGCGUUUUUUUUUAUUCCUUUUUUUUUUCUCUCCUUUUUUUCUAGUUGGGAAAGGGAAAAGAAACUUACAAAGGGAAACUUGAAUGUAGUAGAUCACUGAUGAGCAAUAAUGGGAUUUACCUGCUUUCAAAUUUGUUCACGAGGUAUGGAAAGUCCAAAAGAUUUUGGUUGUAUUCAGCAAACACAUUUGUUAUUAGCAAGUGUAAAAAAAAAAAAAAAAAAGGACAUUAAAUAAUAUUGUGCAUCUGGAUUGGGAUGAGUUUUUCAUA
This is a messenger RNA of Benincasa hispida (wax gourd), 2157 nucleotides long. RefSeq names its product Protein kinase superfamily protein (gene APK1A). Gene Ontology annotation, molecular function: ATP binding; protein kinase activity. NCBI's taxonomy places the organism in Eukaryota, Viridiplantae, Streptophyta, Magnoliopsida, Cucurbitales, Cucurbitaceae. Gene Ontology annotation, biological process: protein phosphorylation. The record is from RefSeq and is a predicted model, not a curated record.